AUGUCGAAACAAGGGAAGGGCGGCGAUGGCGCCGACAACAACUUGGGCCAGUACAAAUAUGCGGCCAUGUCGAAUUUGGUCCUGCAGGCCGAUAGACGAUUUGUCUCGCGACGAGGGGACGAUGCCACUGGUGAUCCGGAGUCACUGGCUGGAAAGAUCAAAUUGGGAGAAAUGGGUUCAAGGACGGCGCGAGAAAAGGCGCCGGUGUCUGCAGCGACGAACGAGGGCGCGAAAAAGAGGAAGCGGACAGAACCUGUGCAGAGCUCACGACAGGCUGGAAUUUUGAGCGCACAGGAUAUGAAUAUCGAAGGCCUGCGAUACCGACCUCGAACCGCUGCGACAAAGGACGUAUACGACCUCAUCUCAUCGAAUGUCGCACAGAAAAUGGGUGGCGACUAUGGGCUGGCGAUCACAGCUUCUGCCACUGAUUCGAUCCUCGAAUACCUGAAGGACGACACUUUGAAGGACUUUGACAAGAAGAAGGAGAUUGACGACAUUCUUGGAAUCACGCUAUCGAGCAAAGAGUUCAAUCAGCUUGUCAAUCUGGGAAAGAAGAUUACAGACUACGAGGCGCAAGAUGACGACCAGGAAAUGGGAGAUGGCAAUGACGACGAGACUGCCAUGGAUGAACAACAAGGAGUCGCCGUCGACUUCGGCGAUGAGUCGGAGGAUGAAGAUGCGAAUCAAACGUUCGAGGUUCGGGACGAGAACGACGAAUCGGAAGACGACCUGGCCAUGGGUACGGAAGACCUGGCAGAGGACGGCGCGGGCCCGCCGCCUGACGCAGAAGGAGGUGGCGAGGAAGAGGAUGAUGGACUGGUAAUCGAGAGUCGACCCAGACGGACAGGCAAAGAGGGGAAAGAUCCAAAUUUUGUCCCUGCACACGAGAUCGACGCAUACUGGUUACAGCGGCAUAUUGGUGAUAUCUACGACGAUGCGCAUAUCCAGGCCGAAAAGACCAAAGAGGCUGAGGCAAUAAUGUCAGGAACAGACGAGUCAGGCCAGGAGCGGCCACUAGGACAAGUGGAAAACGACCUCAUGGAGCUCUUCGACUAUGAACAUCACGAGCUGGUCGGAAAGCUUGUAAAGAACAGAGAUAAGAUCGUCUGGGUAACGAGAUGGCGGCGAGUUGCCGAAGACGAUGAAUCUCGGGUCAUCGUAGAGAAGGAAAUGGUGAACGCUGGUCACGCCAGUAUCUUGAAGGAACUCCGCGGCCGUGACGAGACAACAGGCAAGCCUAAGAUCCAAGUGAAGCUGGACCCGAUGCAGCUUGACGCGAAGCUGGAAGUCAAGGACGAGGAAGAAGUCAAGAAGGAGGGCCUAGUGGGAGGCCUGCAACCUCGCAAGACGUUGAAUCUGGAGGACCUGAAAUUCGACCAAGGCAACCACUUGAUGACCAACCAGAACGUACGAUUGCCGCAGGGCUCAACGAAGCGAACUUUCAAAGGCUAUGAAGAAAUACAUGUCCCAGCACCGAAGCGCAAGCAGGUCCCCGGCGAACGACCUUUGAUCAAAUUGGAAGAGCUGCCUGCUUGGGCACGACCCGGAUUCGGCUCAAAUCCAUCGCUCAAUCGCAUUCAGACAGAGUGCCAUGAUUCUGCGUUUCUGGGAGAUGGCAACAUGCUCAUUUGUGCACCCACAGGUUCAGGAAAGACCAAUGUGGCGAUGCUCACGAUGUUGCGCGAAAUUGGCAAGCAUCGCAAUCCAGAGACUGGUCGAAUCAAUCUGGACGAGUUCAAAAUUAUCUAUAUUGCUCCAUUGAAGGCAUUGGUCCAAGAGCAAGUCGGCAACUUUGGCAAGCGUCUGGAGUCUUACGGAAUUAAGGUCUCCGAGCUGACAGGUGAUCGUCAGCUCACCAAGCAGCAGAUCGCAGAGACGAAUGUCAUUGUCACGACUCCUGAGAAGUGGGACGUCAUCACGCGAAAGGCCACAGACACCAGCUACACGAAUCUUGUCCGACUGAUCUGUAUCGAUGAAAUCCAUCUGCUGCAUGACGACCGUGGCCCGGUUCUCGAGAGUAUUGUUGCGCGUACGAUCCGUCGGACUGAGCAGACGGGCGAUCCUGUGCGAAUCGUUGGUCUCUCGGCUACUCUGCCAAACUACCGCGAUGUGGCAUCUUUCCUCAGAGUCGAUGUGGAGAAGGAUCUGUUCCAUUUCGAUGGUACCUUCAGGCCUUGCCCGCUUAAACAAGAGUUUAUUGGUGUCACCGACAAGAAGGCUAUCAAGCAGCUCAAGACCAUGAACGAUGUGUGCUACACGAAAGUGCUUGAGCAGGUUGGGCAAAACAAGAACCAGAUGCUCAUCUUCGUUCAUUCGCGAAAGGAAACUGCAAAGACCGCCAAGUACAUUCGUGACAAGGCCCUUGAACUUGACACGAUCGGGCAGAUUCUGCGCACUGACGCUGCGUCGAGAGAGAUCUUGCGCGAAGAAGCUGAGACGUGCCAGAACUCAGAUCUGAAGGGUGUUCUCCCAUAUGGUUUCGGUAUACAUCAUGCCGGUAUGAGCAGAGCAGACAGAACUGCCGUCGAGGACUUAUUCGCGGAUGGUGCGAUACAAGUACUCGUUUGUACCGCUACACUGGCUUGGGGUGUGAAUCUGCCUGCCCAUACCGUGAUCAUCAAGGGCACUCAAAUCUACUCCCCUGAAAAGGGUUCGUGGGUAGAAUUGAGUCCUCAAGACGUCUUGCAAAUGCUCGGUCGUGCCGGCCGUCCCCAGUACGAUACAUAUGGUGAGGGUAUCAUCAUCACGACGCAGGCAGAGAUCCAGUACUACCUGUCGUUGCUCAACCAGCAACUGCCCAUCGAGUCACAGUUCGUGUCACGUUUGGCAGACAACCUCAAUGCCGAGAUUGUGCUGGGCAAUGUGCGGACUCGAGAUGAAGGCGUUGAAUGGCUCAGCUACACGUACCUGUUUGUGCGGAUGCUGCGAUCGCCUGCCCUGUAUCAAGUCGGCGCGGACUAUGACGACGACGAGAUCCUGGAGCAAAAGCGCGUGGAUCUUAUUCACUCAGCAGCUGUCGUCCUCGAAAAGGCAAGCUUGAUCGCGUACGACAAGAAGAGUGGCCGUCUGCAGAGCAAGGAUCUGGGCCGUGUUGCAAGUCACUACUAUAUCACACACAACAGUAUGUUGACCUACAAUCUGCACAUUCAGCCUUCGGUCAGCCCAAUUGAGCUCUUCAGAGUGUUCGCGCUCAGUGAUGAGUUCAAAUACAUUCCUGUACGACAGGACGAGAAGCUUGAAUUGGCCAAGCUGCUCGGAAGAGUUCCAAUUCCUGUCAAGGAAACCAUUGACGAACCGCAAUGCAAGAUCAAUGUCCUUCUCCAAGCAUAUGUCAGCCGACUGAAAUUGGAGGGACUUGCCCUGAUGGCAGAUCUCGUCUAUGUCACGCAAUCUGCUGGUCGUAUCCUCCGCGCCAUGUUCGAGAUUGCUUUGAAGAAGGGGUGGUCGCAGGUGGCGAAGGACGCAUUGGAUCUAUGCAAGAUGGCAGAGAAACGCAUGUGGCCUACCAUGACCCCACUUCGCCAAUUCGCAGACUGUCCACCGGACAUCAUCAAGAAGGCUGAGCGUAUGGACGUGCCGUGGUCGAGCUACUUCGAUCUUGAUCCACCCCGCAUGGGCGAGCUUCUGGGCAUGCCCAAACAGGGACGACAAGUUUGCAACCUGGUUGCAAAGUUUCCGCGACUUGACAUCCAGGCACAAUGUCAGCCAGUCACCCGAAGCAUGCUCCGCGUCGAACUGACCAUUACACCAAAGUUCGAAUGGGACGACAACAUCCACGGUCGCGCUGAGAAUUGGUGGAUCGUGGUCGAGGACUGUGAUGGCGAGGACAUUCUGUUCCACGAUCAGUUCCUGCUCCGCAAGGAGUACGCCGAAGCUGAGAUGAACGAGCAUGUCGUAGAAUUCACAGUUCCGAUCUCUGAACCGAUGCCGCCCAAUUACUUCAUCUCGGUCAUAAGCGACAGAUGGAUGCAUGCCGAGAGCAAGCUCACGCUCUCAUUCCAGAAGCUUUCACUGCCCGAGAAAUUCCCAGCGCACACUCAGCUCCUGGAUAUGCAGCCUUUGACUAUCGAACAGCUGAAGAGGCAGGAGUUCAUCGAUCUUUAUUCUGAUAUUCCUCAGUUCAACAAGAUUCAGACGCAGACAUACGAUGCCCUUUUCCGGUCGGACGAGAAUGUCUUCGUGGGUGCGCCAACAGGCAGUGGCAAGACUAUCUGCGCAGAAUUUGCAUUGCUGCGCCACUUCACGAAAGCUCAAGGCGGGAAAGCCGUUUACAUCGCUCCUUUCCAGGAGCAAGUGGACGCAAGGCAUGAGGCAUGGAAGAAGGCUCUUGGACCGUUGGCCGGCGGCAAAGCUGUUGUUAAGCUUACGGGCGAGACAACUGGUGACUUGAAGCUACUCGCCGAAGGCGACCUCAUCUUGGCAACACCCGUGCAAUGGGAUAUGAUGUCCCGGCAAUGGCAGCGCAGGAAGAACGUGCAGAACGUCGAGCUCGUCAUUGCCGAUGAUCUUCACAUGCUCGGCGGUCACGGCGGCUACACCUAUGAGGCUGUCGUCUCCCGAACGCAAGCGAUCAAGGCUCAGCUCGAGAACGACCUUCGCACAAUUGGGUUGAGUGUCUCGCUAUCCAACGCGAAAGACAUUGGAGAGUGGAUUGGUUGCAGCAAGCGCACCAUCUUCAACUUCAGCCCUAACAACCGACCUCUGCCUUUGAACUUGCAUCUCCAAACAUUCAACAUCCCGCACUUCCCCUCGCUCAUGCUUGCAAUGACCAAGCCGACUUAUCAAGCAGUCCUGCAGUACGCUCCUGAGAAGCCAGCGAUGGUCUUCGUGCCGAGCAGAAAGCAAGCUCGUGCAACAGCACAAGACUUGCUCGCGGCUUGCAUUGCUGCUGAUGACGAAGAUCGAUUCUUGCAUACAGAAGCAGACCAACUGGCACCAAUCUUGUCUAGAGUCAAGGAGAAGACUUUGGCAGAGUCCCUAUCGCACGGUAUCGCCUACUACCACGAAGCGCUCAGUGACUCUGACAAGCGCAUCUCCACGUCACUGUUCAAGCAGGGCGCCGUUCAGCUUCUCAUUGUCUCAAGAGACUGCUGCUGGGAGAUCGAGCCUGCAGCACACUUGGUGAUUGUGAUGGGAACUCAAUUCUACGAGGGACGUGAGCAUCGCUACAUUGACUAUCCCAUCGCCGAAGUUUUGCAGAUGUUCGGGAAAGCAGGGCGCCCUGGCGAGGAUAGGGAUGCUCGCGGUGUGCUCAUGUGCCCAGACACCAAGCGCAACUAUUACAAGAAGUUCUUGGCUGAGGCGUUGCCCAUUGAGAGUCAAUUGCUGUCCUACCUCCAUGAUGCAUUCGUGACCGAGAUCAGCACGAAGACUAUCGAGAGCACACAAGACGCCGUCGAUUGGACGACAUAUACAUACCUCUACCGACGGCUGCUUGCCAACCCAAGCUUCUAUGGUCUCACAGAUACAACGCACGAUGGGCUCAGUGCAUAUUUGUCUGAGCAGGUGGAACAGACCUUGAAGGACCUGACUGAUGCGAAGAUCAUCGAGAUGGACGAGGAUGAAGACACAAUUACACCUCUCAACGCUGCCAUGAUCGGAGCCUACUACAAUAUCUCCUUCAUCACAAUGCAAACAUUGCUCCUGUCUUUGAAGCGCGGCACGAAGCUGAAAGGCAUUCUCGAGAUCGUAACAGCGGCAACAGAGUUUGAAGACAUUCAGAUUCGUCGUCACGAGGAGCACAUCUUGUCACGAAUCUACGAUCGUGUGCCGGUCAAGCUCGGCGAAGUCAACUUCGAAUCACCGCACUUCAAGUCCUUCGUCUUGCUGCAAGCACACUUCUCGAGAAUGCAGCUGCCGGCAGAUAUGGCCAAAGACCAGGAGAUCAUCCUUCGCAAGGUCUUGAGCAUCCUCAGCGCUUGUGUUGAUGUACUCUCAUCGGAAGGCCACCUCAACGCCAUGAAUGCUAUGGAAAUCUGCCAGAUGGUUGUGCAGGCGAUGUGGGAUCGCGACUCUCCACUCAAGCAGAUUCCUCACUUCGAGGACGAGAAGAUCGCAGUGUGCAGCAAAUUUGGCAUCAAGGAUGUCGUGGAGUUCCAAGAUGCUAUGGACCCUGAUGAGAAUCCAGAUCAUGGCAAGCUCAUGGCCGGUCUGGGCUUCAGCAAUGCUCAACUCGCAGAUGCUGCCCGUUUCAUCAACGAGAGGUAUCCUAAUGUCGAGAUGGCGUUUGAGCUUGACGAUCCUGAGAACGUUGCGUCUGGGCAGCCUUCGUACGUCAACGUUUCUAUCACAAGACAGCUCGAAGAGGAUGAAGAACCCAAUCUGCAGGUUCAUGCACCAUUCUAUCCGGCUCCGAAGACGGAGAAUUGGUGGCUUGUGGUUGGCGAGGAAAGCACGAGGAAUCUGCUUGCCAUCAAGCGCGUCACGGUUGUGAGGGAGUUGAAGACUAAGUUGGAGAUUGUGGUGCCCACGCCUGGAAAACAUGAGUUGACGUUGUUUUUGAUGAGUGAUAGCUACGUUGGCGUGGACCAGGCACCGACUUUUGAGGUUGAUGCUGCGGAGGGCAUGGAAGAGGACGACGAAGAAGAAGAGGAUGAGUGAUAGAUCGAACUCUCUUCGCUAAGCCACUGUAGAUGUAAAUGUGAAAAUUGAAAAUUUAGCGACGUGAUUGUACAGUUGGCGACUCGUUCAAGAGGAAAUUCGUUUGAAAAGGUC
Molecule: messenger RNA, 6714 nt
Organism: Cercospora beticola
Lineage: Eukaryota; Fungi; Ascomycota; Dothideomycetes; Mycosphaerellales; Mycosphaerellaceae
Gene: BRR2
Product: ATP-dependent RNA helicase BRR2
Molecular function (GO): ATP binding; ATP hydrolysis activity; nucleic acid binding
Source: RefSeq, a predicted model, not a curated record